AUGUUUGACCAUGUCACACAGGCGGAGGAUGUUACGUUGAUCCACAACAUGAAUUUCAGUGAUGAGGGGUAUGGAAAUGUAUCCAAUAUUAGUACGGUUGACAAGGUGGGAUCUGAGCAGAUGCCACAGCUUGCCAUGUUGGUUUUGCUGUUGGUCAUUUGCUUGUCCGCCAUGGGUAACCUGCUUGUGUGUCUGGCUGUAAUCUGGGAUAGACGCCUACAAAAUAUGACCAACUAUUUCCUCAUGUCUUUGGCCAUCGCUGACCUCCUAGUUUCACUGCUGGUCAUGCCCCUCGGAAUGAUGGUGGAAAUCUACGGUUACUUCCCCUUUGACGCUGGCGUGUGUGUUUUCUGGGUAGCCGUAGAUGUCCUGAUGUGUACAGCCUCUAUCUGGCACAUGUGCACCAUGUCUAUGGAUCGUUUCUUCACACUUAAAUACCCGAUGAGAUAUGGUCGUAAUAAGACGAAGAUGAUGGUCGUGUUAAAGAUAUUCUUUGUAUGGAUUGUAUCAAUCACCAUAAGUAGUCCUAUAUUCAUAAUCGGUGCGAAAGACACAACAAAUGUGUACAACGAUGGAUUGUGUGUGCCAACGGUUGCCAAUUUUGUGAUUUAUGCAUCAAUUUUUGCCUUUUACAUACCUCUGACUAUAAUGCUCAUUACAUAUGUUUUAACAAUUCGAAUACUUUGGAAAAACCAACUUCUCAUGAAAAAUAUAGAGCGUUCAAAUAAUUACAGACCACGUAAUAGAUAUGGAGAGAAUCGAUGUGUGAUAAGGACACUGUUAUCUCCUCCAAGUGAUGAUGGAUCGCGUAAGGUGAGUUUAGGCAAUAACAGUGAUACUGAUGCGACAAUGCUAGCUGGAAUUCUGUCACAGCAGGACAAUCUGCCUGCUAGUACACCAAAUCAGGACCUCACCAACCCGAAUGGUCAGUACGACCCACUGUCAUCUGAAGAGCUGCAGCAGAACACAGCCUCUCAGCAGGAUGACAGGUUCCUCAGUACUCACUUCAAAGCCGAAACAAAUCGGUCAGCCUCUAUGUCGUGUCUAGAGAUCCGUGUUUCUAACCCUUCUGAUGAUGACAGUUGUCAAUGCGACUCCCAGACAGACCUACUACGAUCAAAAUGUGAGAGCUGUCAGCAUGGAACAGAAGUCAACCUCAUCCCAAAAUUUAAUAUGUGCUCCUCCAGUGAAGAAAACUCAGGAUCUACCCAAAAUGCAUGUCAAUGCAGCUCUCCAACAAAUGCUGGACCUGAUGUUUGUCGGUGUGGACCAGACAAGGACUUAAAAGUCUCUAAACGUGAUCGGCACACGCUCCACUGUGCUGCAUCAUUUAACAAUAUGCCUAACUUGGAGAAUGGCAAGGCUGCCUCACCUCAACGCCUGUCAGAGACAGUCCAGUUUCAUAGUUGUGGCAACCUUACACGAGAUUUCAAAUUCAAGGAGUGGAAGCAACACUACUUCCAAAUCCAACGAGAAAUGGAUCAAUGCCUAAAGGAUGGUUUUGGCUCUCCAAGCAAAGAACAUUCCUCUCCCAACAAGGAAUGUGCUCACUGCUCUCCAAAUAAGGAGCACUCCCCAAGUAAGGAGCACUCUCCAAAGGAACGCUCACCAAGGAAACUGUCGGCAAGCCAUGGCCACAUUCCUAACGGAGAAGAAGUGGACAAUAACUGUCGUGUGUAUAGUCACAGCCAGUUACCAGAUGGAGGUUACAACUCUAUACGCCCAACCAUGUAUGACUCCUCUGUGGAUGAUUUGGAUUCUUCUUCUUCAUCCGAGUUUCUCACCAUCAACCUUAACCCCAGCUCAUUCCACAUGUACCGACUCAGUGUGCCACAGGAUGCCACAAUGCCACUCUUACAAAAGUGCAAUGGAAGUGCUGUGGGUAAUGGUCACUGUGUCAGCGACGACAGUAGGCGACCAAGUACAGAGUCACCAGAGCAUGUCUACUUCAAACGACAUGAACCUUCUAAAAAAAGUAUCAAAUAUCUACUGAAACGUUUUAAUAAGUCUCAAGGAAUGAAACAAAUUUUAUCUAAAAAAGCAACGUCUAACGAGAGGAAAGCUUCCAAGGUGUUAGGAAUUAUCUUCGCAGUGUUUGUGGUACUAUGGACACCUUUCUUCAUUGUAAACAUCCUGUCGGUGUCCUGCGCUGCAUGUAUGUGGGCGUUGACACCAGAAAUGAUGUCAGUAUUUUUGUGGAUGGGAUAUGUUGCUUCAUUAGCCAACCCUAUCAUAUACACCAUGUUUAACACGGCCUUCCGCCGAACUUUUAUUCGCAUUCUGAAGUGCCACCUGUGUAAGCGUGGCAGGUUUCGUAUGGACAGCCUCGCCAUGAGUUAUGCUGCUGCGUCUCAGCUCAACACGGACAGAAGAAACACAAUGACAGUGUUGCUGAAGGAUGACACGAGACGUGAAUUCCAGAGUCAUGCUGUACAUCUUCUACUGAGAUAGUAGUGAUCGCGUGUGUAAGGACAGAAAUAUAGACAAAUAUUUUGUGAAAUAAACAACUUUCAUUUACAACA
Ylistrum balloti is the source of this 2522-nucleotide messenger RNA. RefSeq lists its product as uncharacterized. The record is from RefSeq and is a predicted model, not a curated record. The coding region runs from base 1 to 2451 and encodes 816 amino acids. The transcript is spliced from 3 exons. Gene Ontology annotation, cellular component: membrane. Gene Ontology annotation, biological process: adenylate cyclase-activating adrenergic receptor signaling pathway. Lineage: Eukaryota; Metazoa; Mollusca; Bivalvia; Pectinida; Pectinidae. Gene Ontology annotation, molecular function: dopamine neurotransmitter receptor activity, coupled via Gi/Go; G protein-coupled receptor activity.